UUCGAUAACGAAAGUGAAGAAAAUGAAAGUGAUGGAAAUGAUAGUGUAAACAAGGCAACAUGGUCGAAAAUUACAACACCAGUCACAAUUUCUGAUUUUACUGAAAACACUGGUCCACAACACAAUUUACCUCCUGAUGCUCAACCACUGGAUUAUCUAUUUUUAUUUUUGCCUGAAAGUUUUUUUGAAAAUGUUGCGGAGCAAACGAACAAAUAUGCGCAACAUUUAAUUUCUGUUCGUGGAAGAAGCGAUCCACUAUGGCAGCCAACUAAUACUGCGGAAAUGAGAGCAUUUUUUAUGAUUAACAUUAUGUUUGGAGUUAAACAGCUUCCUCGACUGUGGAACUAUUGGGGUCCCGAUAUAAGGUAUGGCGACUCAUAUAUUUCGAGCAUCAUGUCGAAGACGAGGUAUUCGAAAAUAUCUCAGUAUUUACAUUUAACUGAUUCUUCCAAUGCCCCCAACAAAAACGACCCAAACUACGAUCCCCUGUACAAAGUACGUACCGUGAUAGAUUUACUUGUAAAUAAUUAUAAAACUAUUUAUUUACCUGGAAAAAAUCUCAGUGUAGAUGAAGCCAUGAUAGGAUUUAAGGGCAGAGUACAUUUUCGGCAGUACAUGCCUGCCAAACCUACUAAAUGGGGGAUCAAGGUAUGGGAAGUUUGUGAAUCGGAGACAGGAUACUGUGUAAACUUCGAUGUUUACACAGGUAAGAAGUAUAAUGGGAAAAGACCGCAUGGAUUGGGACAUGAUGUUGUAUGGUCCCCUUACACAACCUUUUCACCAUCAGCACCGACACCUCUAUUUUGAUCGUUUUUUUUCUUCAGUGGCUUUGGCUGAAAAUCUUGCCCGUAAGCACUUACAUGUGCAGCACUGUUAUGGGAAACCGUAAAAGUUUACCCGAUGAAAUAAAAACCAAAUUAAAAAAAAGAGGGGACAUUUUGCAAAUGCAAAAACAAAAUUUAUUAGUUACUGCAUUUAAAGACAAAAGACAGAUUUUAUUUCUGUCUUCUAACGAACAACCUGGUGUUGGGGCUGAGGAGAAACCCCUCGUGAAUAUUUGUUACAACAAAUAUAUGGGUGGGGUAGACAAAUCCGACCAAUAUUGGGCAUAUUACCUAGUUGGUCGACCUGGGAAGAAAUGGUGGAGGUACAUUUUGUGGUUUUUAGUUAAUUUAACUAUAGUAAAUGCACACAUUGUAUACGUAAAAAGCCACAAAGUACCUCCGCCACCGAAAGAUUACGACCACUUGAAAUUUCGGGUUGACAUUGCAUCUCAGUUACGUGGGGGCUUUUCUUCUAGAAAGCACAGAACUGGGAGAAGAGCAAAAUUAACUGAGGUGGAUGUCAACAGAGAAAAUAUUGACUUUCAUCAAGUGGAAAAAAUAAAUGGAAGGAAAAAAGUUUGCAGACUGUGUUCGCAGCAAAAAAGAAAAGCUGCGAAAGGGUACCAGAUCGAGGCUUCAUACAUGUGUUCGUUUUGCCAAGUGCCCUUGUGUAAAGGGUGCUUUGGACAAUUUCACUACAGAAAUAUGCCAUGAAUGUAUAAUUUUGCAUAUUCCUUUUAGUUUUAUAAUAUAAUAUGUGAAAGUGAGAACUACAUAUUAAUUUCCAGUAUGUUACACACCUGUAUUCACCUUUGUCUCACCUGUUAAUUUUUUUAUUAGAUGCAUUCUGUUAUGUGAAUGAAUUCGUUAAAUUGUAUAAGAGUGCAUAGCCAAUGGUAUAUUGACUAGUAAAAGAGUUUUGUACUUUCUUUUCAAUGAUGUAGCUAGUUAAAUCUAGAAUGGCCUGUAGAGUUGCCGAUUGCUUCAAAUCAGGAUCCAACAAACUGCUACUGGAGACAAAGAAGGAGAGACAGCAGCAUCUGUGCUGCCAGUUUACUCUAAUAUCUUGUUGGCUGAAGAAACCAAUUGAUCCACUGAACUGACCUCCAUCAUAGGGGUGAGGAUGGCAUUGUCCUCAGAUGAUACUUCAGUAAGUUCCCAUAUCCUACGAAGGAGUUGGGUUGGCAUCAGGUCGCAAAGUCCUAUGGAGAACUUCAUUCUUUAUGGAAAAAUAAGAUGCAUCUUAUUUUGUUUGGUAAAUAUUUCUGAAAGAAAUAUUUAAACGUUUGGGUCAUCAAUGUAACAGUAAAGCCAGUGGGACAUUACUAAUGUAGGUAAGGUCAAUGUGACAGUAAAGUUGCAAUGCAAAUGUCCAGUGCGUGUUCUUUUGUAAAGCAGGAGAAAUAAUAUCAGAAGGCAAUUUAAAUUAUGACAUUGUAAUUUAUUUGGUAACGAAGAAAUGCUAGCAAGUAAGCAAAAUAUGUGUCCUGUAUGUGUAUGUAUGUGAGUCAAGGAAGCCAGGUAAGUUACAUUCGAAAAGAAUAUCUUAGUGGUAAGUUGCAAUAAGCUAGCAGUUGGAAGCUAUUAUGUGUUAGCUGGGACAAGAAGUAAUCUCAUUGUUACAGGUAGUGAUGUGUUGUUAAGGACUGACAGUAACAUUACUUGCAAAGUGAAUUGGAUAUAAAUGCAAUAGGAUGUCCAUGGAGUGGUUGGUGUGGAUAGCUUAAAAUAAUCAGUAGUUUACUGUGCUAAGUUGAUGAAACAAACAAGCUGUUCAUAUUUAAGAAAUACUGUUAGACAUCAGCAUCUUUUCAAUGACUGACCAAGAAUAGCUGUUACUUGUGAUGAAAUUGUCUGAUAACUAACUAAAGGCAUGAUUACUGCUGGACAGAUGCCUACUGUUUGUAUUAAAUACAAGGCAAGCUCUGAUCAACUGAAGUUGCCAUAGCAUGACCGUGCUAAUAUGCGACGACAAAAUAGAACUUCCUUGACUAACUACAAACAUUAGGCCAUAUGUCUUCAUAAUUGAAUUACGCAUUGUAAAUGCUGCUUGUUUUCAGCUUAGUAGUUGUUAUUUAUGAUAGUUUCCAUCAUCAGAAGAACACUUGAGUUUUACAGUUGUACUGCAAAAGCUUUUAUUUUUCAUGUUUUA
Molecule: messenger RNA, 2976 nt
Organism: Octopus sinensis (East Asian common octopus)
Lineage: Eukaryota; Metazoa; Mollusca; Cephalopoda; Octopoda; Octopodidae
Product: piggyBac transposable element-derived protein 4-like
Exons: 1
Coding region: 283-807 (174 amino acids)
Source: RefSeq, a predicted model, not a curated record